UCAGUGACGGGGGGGGACAGACACACACACACACACACCGCACAGAUCGCUGCGAACCGCGCGGAGAUGGCGACGCGAUCUCGGGCGCACAAGAAAUGCACCGUUAUUGGAGGUUCAGGGUUUUUGGGCCAACAUCUAGUACAGAAGUUGCUGGAGAAAGGAUUCACAGUCAAUAUCUUGGAUGUCCGAAAAACAUUUGACAAGCAAGGGGUCCAGUUCUUCACUGCAGACCUGUGCAGUAAAGAGGAUGUGCUACCAGCGUUUCAGGAUGUGAGCGUUGUAUUUCACUGUGCUUCUCCAGCACCUUCCAGUGACAACCGAGAACUUUUUUACAAGGUGAACUACACAGGGACCAAAACUAUCAUUGAAGCUUGUAAAGAGGCUGGAGUGCAGAAACUAGUGCUGACCAGCAGCGCUAGUGUAGUAUUCGAAGGGACUGACCUCAAAAAUGGCUCUGAAGACUUGCCUUAUGCCGAAAAACCCAUUGAUUACUAUUCACAAACCAAAAUUUUGCAGGAGAAGGAAGUUCUUCGAGCUAAUAAUCCAGAUGAGAACUUCAUGACGGUUGCAAUUCGUCCUCAUGGCAUUUUUGGACCCCAAGAUCCCCAUUUGGUGCCUGUCCUUGUACAAGCUGCUAAAAGUGGCAAGAUGAAAUUCAUGAUUGGCGACGGCAAGAACCUGGUAGACUUCACCUAUGUUGAUAAUGUUGUGCACGGGUUGAUUCUGGCAGCAGAGAAUCUACACCCUAACUCCCCCAUCUGUGGAAAGGCCUAUCACAUUACAAAUGACGAACCCAUUCCCUUUUGGACCUUCCUAUCUCAGCUGUUGGUUGGAUUAAAUUACGAGGCCCCAAAGUACCAUAUACCCUAUCUGCUGGCUUAUUAUUUGGCUUUCUUGCUCUCACUGCUGGUGCUAAUACUAAAGCCAUUUGUGACCAUUAAACCCACUUUCACCCCAAUGCGAGUGGCGUUAGCUGGAACAUUCCAUUAUUAUAGCUGUGAGAGGGCAAAGAAGGAGUUGGGGUACAAGCCUGUGGUCAGUCUGAGCGAAGGGGUCAAGAACACAGUUCAAAGUUUCACACACCUUCGGCAAUCAGGAUAGCGACAUAAUUAAGAGAGUUCAGUGUGUGUUGGAUUGCUGGACUCUCAAUCUUCACAUCGAGGGUUACAUCUCAGGAUUGGGGCACUUCACUGACAGGAAGUGGGGAGGGGGAGGAAUGCAAAGUGCAGAACAUUUCCUGUAGGUUCAUUGUAAACAAACAGUCUAAUAAUUUAGACAACCGGAAAGCCUUAUACGAAGCAAAGCAGCACUUGUACAGUAUUAGGUUUGGGAAGAUAUUUAGGUUGUAAUUCAAAAGUAGAAACAUGCUGACACACUGCUGGGAGGCUGAGUUGAUGCAAUUUUUCUUUCGCUUACAUUUGACUUUCAGGUAAAGUUCCCAUACAAGAGUCAAGUCUUCUCGUAAAGAGUUUGCUUCCUUGAACCAUCCUCCUGGAGUUAGAAAGCAGAUGGAUUGGCAUUUUCUAUAUGGAAUUUUACUAUUUAUAUCUCACACCACUAAGGUUUGGAAAAUUUCCCCAAAAAAGUGAGAAUAAUCCCACGUUUAUUAAUUAGCUCCCCUGGGUUUCAGCUAUAUGGUCAAACCUCUUUUCUUUCACUGCUGAAAACACUGUUGGAACAGGCUAAUUAUAACUUUGCAAAAAGGCAAAAUUGUGCCUUGAAGGUUAAUAGCACUGACAGCCAAAGCCAGAGGGUCACACUGUCUUAAAUGAGGGUGUGAAGAUAAAAGAUAUUCCACUCAUUGUCCCAAUAGACAAUUGUCAAUGUCUUGUCAAAAUGUUCCUGGCCAGAGGGGUUGAUACUCUUUUUCCUUUUCAAGGUGCUGUGUGGUUGUGCAGUUUUCUGUACAUUAUAUACUACAGCCUGUAGCCACUGAUGGUUUAAAGAUCAGUUGCUCUUCUGGGAUAAUUCUCUGGUUAUUCCUUACUGAUGAAGUACUGCUGUGAAGGCAUUUGAGAGCAGAAAAAACAGCCAUUAUUGGAACUUUCCCAUGAUAAGGCUGUUGUGUCUUAGCUUCUAGUCCAAUGCAAAGUGCCAAACUGCACUAAACACACCGGGAUGUGGCUGCCUUCUCCCUUAUACUGUAUAUAUGACUGGAGCCAGCUUGUGCAGGAGGAAGUAGAGUCCAAGUCCAAUAUUAAAGCCUGUGAUCCUUUGUUGAAGGGAAACUGCUGAGUGGGAACAAUGCUUAUUUUUCCAUAUCUAGUGGGAGUAUUAGGAACAAAAGUUUCCUCCUCUAAGCUUUGAUUUUUCAUGUGACCUUGUAGGAUGUAACACAAAGCUAUUAUUGUCCUAAAUGCUUGUUUUGCAGCAAAUACUGUCAUGAAGUGAACAUAAUAAUAAAACUUUCAAUAUUCA
Molecule: messenger RNA, 2418 nt
Organism: Callorhinchus milii (elephant shark)
Lineage: Eukaryota; Metazoa; Chordata; Chondrichthyes; Chimaeriformes; Callorhinchidae
Gene: nsdhl
Product: NAD(P) dependent steroid dehydrogenase-like
Exons: 7
Coding region: 67-1101 (344 amino acids)
Biological process (GO): steroid biosynthetic process
Molecular function (GO): 3-beta-hydroxy-Delta5-steroid dehydrogenase (NAD+) activity
Source: RefSeq, a predicted model, not a curated record